This is a messenger RNA of Cryphonectria parasitica EP155, 471 nucleotides long. RefSeq lists its product as uncharacterized. The record is from RefSeq and is a predicted model, not a curated record. Bases 1 to 471 code for a protein of 156 amino acids. The transcript has 2 exons. NCBI's taxonomy places the organism in Eukaryota, Fungi, Ascomycota, Sordariomycetes, Diaporthales, Cryphonectriaceae.
AUGUCUCCUUCCUCCCCAACGAAGCAACAACGUCGCCAAUUGCCCCUCCGCCUGUAUCACACAACCCGUGCCAACGCGUCCCGCCAGCUUUCGCCCGACACCCAGCUAUACCUUGGCCGAAGCAUCCCUUCCUUGCGCCAUGUCCUUAAGCUCACAGGCACAUCGUCAGGUCGUCCGUGCCGCCCGCGCCGCCGGCACAAACUCAGGCCGCAGCGCCUCUUUCUCCGUAGGCAUCUCGCAAAAACAGAGACCUCGCCAUGUUCCUCACCAUCGAACGAUAACUUGAAGAUCUUGAAGGCACCGGAGCAGAAGCACAAGCAGGAGCACCAGCGCGCUCCAGAGUCCGGACAAGGAUGGGAGCGACACCAGGCAGACGCGCAGCCCCGAGAGAAAGACGAGGAGGAAAACCGUCCUUGUUACUGGCUGUUACUACAGAAGCUAAACCAGGAGCUGGGAAUUGAGGAUGAGUGA